Molecule: messenger RNA, 3135 nt
Organism: Acanthosepion pharaonis
Lineage: Eukaryota; Metazoa; Mollusca; Cephalopoda; Sepiida; Sepiidae
Source: the annotation of a GenBank genome assembly
AUGGAUAUAGGCGACGUUCAGGAGGGUGGUUUCAUGGAUAUAGGCGCCGUUCAGGACGGUGGUUUCAUGGAUAUAGGUGACGUUCAGGAGGGUGGAUUAAUGGAUAUAGGCGCCCUUCAGGAAAGUAGUUUAAUGGAUAUAGGCGUCGUUCAGGAAAGUGGUUUACUUGAUAUACGCGUCGUUCAGGAGUGUGGUUCAGUUGAUAUACGCGCCUUUCAGGAGGGUGGUUUAGUUGAUAUAGGCGCCGUUCAGGAGGAUGGUUUAUUUGAUAUAGGCGCCUUUCAGGAGGGUGGUUUAGUUGAUAAACGCCGUUCAGGAAGGAGGUUUCAUGGAUAUAGGCGACGUUCAGAAGGGCGUCGUCCGGGAGAGGAUUUACUUGAUAUAGGCGCCGUUCAGGAGGGUGGUUCAGUUGAUAUAGGCGCCGUUCAGGAGGGUGGUUUCAUGGAUAUAGGCGCCGUUCAGGAGGGUGGUUUAGUUGAUAUAGGCUCCGUUCGGGAGGGUGGUUUCAUGGAUAUAUGCUCCGUUCAGGAGGGUGGUUCAGUUGAUAUAGGCGCCGUUCAGGAGGGUGGUUCAGUUGAUAUAGGCGCCGCGCCGUUCAGGAAGGGUGGUUUCAUUGAUAUAGGCGACGUUCAGGAGGGUGGUUCAGUUGAUAUAGGCACCGUUCAGGAGGGUGGUUCAGUUGAUAUAGGCGCCGUUCAGGAAGGUGCUUUCAUGGAUAUAGGCGACGUUCAGGAGGGUGGUUUAGUUGAUAUAGUCGCCGUUCAGGAGGGUGGUUUAGUUGAUAUAGGCGCCGUUCGGGAGUGUGGUUCUGUUUAUAUAGUCGCCGUUCAGGAGGGUGGUUUAGUUGAUAUUGGCGCCGUUCGGGACGGCGACGUUCAGGAGGUGGGUUUAGUUGAUAUAGGCGCCGUUCAGGAGGGUGGAGGUUUGGCGCCGUUCAUGGAUAUAGGCGACGUUCGGAAGUGUGGUUUCAGUGGUUAUAGUGCCGUUCAGGAGGGUGGUUUAGUUGAUAUAGGCGCCGUUCAGGAGGGUGGGUUCAUGGAUAUAGGCGCCGUUCAGGAGGGUGGUUUCAUGGACAUAGGCGCCGUUCAGGAGGGGUUCGUUGAUAUAGGCGCCGUUCAGGAGGGUGGUUUACUUGAUAUAGGCGCCGUUCAGGAGGGUGGUUUAGUUGAUAUAGGCGCCGUUCAGGAGGGUCGUUCAGUUGAUAUAGGCGCCGUUCAGGAGGGUGGUUUCAUGGAUAUAGGCGCCGUUCAAGAGGGUGGUUCAGUUGAUAUAUGCGCCGUUCAGGAGGGUGGUUUAAUUGAUAUAGGCGCCGUUCAGGAGGGUGGUUUCAUGGAUAUAGGACCCGUUCGGGAGAGUGGUUCAGAUGAUAUAGGCGCCGUUCAGGAGGGUGCUUUAGUUGAUAUAGGCGUCGUUCAGGAGGGUGGUUUACUUGAUAUAGGCGUCGUUCGGGAGGUUGGUUCAGUUGAUAUAGUCGCCGUUCGGGAGGGUGGCUUAAUGGAUAUAGACGCCGUUCAGGAGGAUGGGUUAAUGGAAAUAGGCGCCGUUCGGAAUGGUGUAGAUAUAGGCGCCGUUCGAGACGAUGGUUUAGUGGAUAUAAGCGUCGUUCGGAACACUGGCCUAGUGAAUAUAGGAGUUGAUAAGAGUAUAAUUCUUCAUUAUCUAUCUAUCUAUCUAUCUAUCUCAGGGUCUUACUUAUCUAUCUAUCUAUCUAUCUAUCUAUCUAUCUAUCUAUCUAUCUAUCUAACUAUCUAUCUAUCUAUCUAUCUAUCUAUCUAUCUCAAAUUCUUUAUUAUCUAUCUAUCUAUCUAUCUAUCUAUCUAUCUAUCUAUCUAUCUAUCUCAGGGUCUUAAUUAUCUAUCUAUCUAUCUAUCUAUCUCAAGUUCUAAGUUUUCUAUCUAUCUAUCUAUCUCAGAUUCUUUAUUAUCUAUCUAUCUAUCUAUCUAUCUAUCUAUCUAUCUCAGGGUCUUAAUUAUCUAUCUAUCUAUCUAUCUCAAUUAUCUAUCUAUCUAUCUAUCUAUCUAUCUAUCUAUCUAUCUAUCUAUCUAUCUAUCUAUCUCAGAUAACGCCCUCAUGUUGGCCUUCCUUAAUUUACAUUUAUGUAUUUUUCUACCUCUCUCUCUCUCUCUCUCUCUCUCUCUCUCUCUCUAUUUGCCUUUAUCUCUUUCUUUAACAGCUGUCUGUCUCGUUUGUUUUCAUAUCUGUCUUUCUUCUUUCUUUCUUUUUUCUUUUUAUUCUUUCACUUCUUUCAUGUCUUUCUUUUCUUUCUUUUUUCUUUCUUUCUUUUUUCUUUCUUUCUUUCAUUUCUUUCAUGUAUUUUUCUUUCCUUUCUUUCUUUCUUUCUUUCUUUAUGUCUUUCUUUUCUUUUUUCUUUCUUUCUUUCUUUCAUUUUUUCCUUCUUUCCUUCAUUCUUUUUCUUUCUUGCUUGCUUUCAUUUCUUUCUUUUCUUUCUUUAUUUAUAUUGGGCUCCUCUCUUUCUCUCUCUCCCCUCUUUACCCAAUUAGUCUCUUUCUCUCUCUCUCCCCUCCUUACCCAAUUUCUCUCUUUCUCUCUCUCCCCCUCCUUACCCAAUUUCUCUCUUUCUCUCUCUCCCCCCUCCUUACCCAAUUUCUCUCUUUCUCUCUCUCCCCCCUCCUUACCCAAUUUCUCUCUUUCUCUCUCUCUCUCCCCUCCUUACCCAAUUUCUCUCUUUCUCUCUCUCCCGUCCCUUACUGUUUCUCUUACACUUUUUACAGACUUUCAUUUUUCCACCACCCAUUAAAUCAUAUUUCUCUAUUUAUUUAUCGAGCUAUUUGGUUCCCUCAAAUCCCAUGCCUUCCCAACCAAUUCAAUCGUCGGCCAUUAUCUACCAACAUGGCAUCUAUUGUCGUCUCUCUGCUUCAAUUACAUUUCCUCUCUGAUGUCGCUGUUACUGCAGCUACUGCAUUUUUUUUUUUACCUCUGCAGAAAAGAAUCCUACUUCUCUUGCUGUCAUUUUUGCAACUUUUCUCUCUUUCCAGCUGUGAUUGUCGUAGUAAAAACCUUCUUUCUAAUAGCCUGGCAUUUCCCAAGCUUUUUUUCCUGUGUAUUUCCUUCUCGUUUUCCUCUCCGCUGACAAGUGAUGUAGUCCGAGCGCCUCUUCUCACCGAAACAGUAUGA